Oryctolagus cuniculus (rabbit) is the source of this 2801-nucleotide messenger RNA. Lineage: Eukaryota; Metazoa; Chordata; Mammalia; Lagomorpha; Leporidae. The record is from RefSeq and is a predicted model, not a curated record.
UGAUCUUCAAGUUGGAACAAGGAGCAGAACCAUGGAUGGUGGAAAAACCCCUGAACCAGAGCCUUUCAAGGGACCUGAUGAAAUACCAGCUGGAGAGAAACCUCAUGGACCUAAUGUCACUGGGAACUCACUCCAAUACUUGGAACAUCUUAGUCAACAUCACCAGAUUCAGAAUAUACAGCAGGCUUUUGAACACAGUGGCCAAGGGGAAUGCUAUAACAGGAAGAGACUAUCCUUUGAAUGUGAGAGGAUUUGUGUGGAACACACCUCUAAUAAAUCAACUGUCAUUUCAGGAAACAAAACUCUGGUUGAAAGUAAAAAUUUCCAUAAAAAUGUCUAUCUCAGUAACUAUCAAAAAGCAGGAGAGAAUCUCCAUGGAUCUUUUGAGUAUGAUGAAUCUCUGAAUUACAAAUCAGAUCUUACAAUGUAUCAGAGAACACAUAUGGGGAAAACUGUCCAUAUAUGUAAGCACUGUGGGAAGUCUUUCAGCUGUAAAUCCUGCCUUACUAUCCACCACAGAACUCACAUAGGGGAAAAGCUCAUUGAGUGCAUUGAAUGUGGGAAAAACAUCUACCAGAAGUCAGACAUCACUAAAGACCAGAGCAUUGCCACAAUGGAAAAUCUUCAUGAAUGUAGUGAGUGUGGAAAAGCCUUUUAUCAGAAGUCAUAUCUCGUUAAACACCAGAGAAUCCACACAGGAGAGAAACCUUAUGAAUGUAAGAUAUGUGGGAGAGCAUUUUGCCAGAAUUCACAACUUAGUACACAUCAGAAAAUUCACACAGGGGAGAAACCUUAUGAGUGCAAUGAAUGUGGAAAAGCCUUUUAUCGGAAGUCACAUCUCAUUAUGCAUCAGAGAACUCACACAGGGGAGAAACCUUACAAAUGUAAUGAGUGUGGAAAAGCCUUUUCCCAGAGUUCAGUCCUCAAUAAACAUCAGAUAAUUCACACAGCAGAGAAACCUUAUAAGUGCAAUAUAUGUGGAAAAGCCUUUCGUUGGAAGUCAAGUAUCAUUAUACAUCAGAAAAUUCACACAAGGGAGAAAUCUCAUGAAUGCAAUAAUUGUGGAAAACCCUUUUGCCCCAGGACUGCCCUCAUUAGCUGUAAGAGAAAUCAUACAAAGGAGAAACCAUGAUUGUAACGUGUUGAAAAUCAUUUUGCCACAGGUCUGCCCUCAUUAACUAUCAGAAUUCACAGAAGAGAGAAACCUUAUGAAUGUAAUAUGUGUGGAAAAGCAUUUUGCCAGAAGUCCCAACUAAUUUUUCAUUAGAGCAUGCUCACAGGGAAAAAAAAAAAUCUUAUAAAUGCAAAGAAUGUGUAGAAACAUUUUUCCAGAAUUCAAGGCUCAGUAGUCAUAAAAUUCACACAGAAGGAAACAUUUUAAAUUGACUAAAUAUAAAAAGGACAUAUAUUUUCCAGGAAUACAUGUCAGCAUACAUGAUAGAAUUCACACAAAGAAGAAAACCACGAUAAUGGAAUCUUUGUGAACAAUUACUUUGACAGAAGUCUUCAGCACACAUGAGAGAAAUCACAGGAGAAAAGAUACAUGGAUAUAGAUGAAAAUUUUCUACCAUAGGCCAGCUGUUAUUAUCAGAGAACUUACAGAGGAAAAUCUCUACACAUGCAAUGGAAGUGGAAAAUCCAUUUACUCAAAGGCAAUCUUCAGCAAAAAUUACUGAAUUUUGCAAAGAAUGCACUGUAUACAUGUAUUGGAUGUGAAAAAAUGUUUUUGCAAAUCAAACUUCAACAGAUUUUAGGGUUUUCACAGGAGGAAGUAACAAGGUAUGAAGACCUGCUAUAUGUUCUUCAAAAUCAUCUUCCUUUGUGUCAUACAACCUGCAUUUUUAGCUUCCCUACUGUGAGUAGGACAGUGGAAAUGAGCUCUGCUUUCACAUGUGAGUGUUAAUAAAUAUUGCCUAUAAUAUUUACUUAAGGUGCCAUUCUCAUUUACAAAGUUACUUGAUGCAGAUGUUGUGUUGUCUGCCUAUGAUUUUCCCCCUACAUUAUUCUGGUACAGAACAGUGUUAUGAUCACAGUCACAUCACCUCACUCAUUUACGAGCCAUAAUGCUCUAUUUUUAGCUUUGGAUAAUGAGUAUUUUGCCUAGGGUAGGGAGUGAGUCUCCUGUAGUCAUGAGUCUCUGAAGCCAGCAGAAUCCCAAACUUUACUUUGUGUAUGUCUUCUAGACUGCUGCUUUUUCCAGCUUCUGUGCUUUUCCUAUUUCUACUUUUUUAUUUAUGUUUAAUUUUAUUUGUUAAACAAGUUUCAUGUAUUUCAUAUUGUACAUAUUGAGAACUAUAGUAGGAUUCCCUGCAUUCUCCCUCCCCCCACAGUACAAUCCUUCCUGCCCCUGCAUCUGAGAUACCCAGUCUUAAUUUUACCAUAAUCUAUUUCCAAUAUACUUAAUGAUCAUAUAGUUAACCCUGCUCUAGGUAAAGGCAUUCAACAUGUAGUAUGGAGAGAGAGAAACAAUACAGAACAGAAGUAAAGAAAUACUGUUACUCAAUGGAAGAGGCAGGGCUAUAAACAGUCCUCAGACCUCAAAAUGUCUGUUUCACUCCAAUACAUUAUAUUUCAACUAUUCUAUUAGUUACAUUGGAUCAGAAGAAACAUAUGGUAUCUGUCUUUUUGAGGUUGGUUUAUUUCACUAAUUAUAAUAGGUUCUAAUUGCAACCAUCUUGUUGUAAAAGACAGGAUUUCACAUUUUUUACAGUUAAGUAGUACUCCAUAGUGUAUAUACACCAUAAUUUCUUUAUACGCUCCACAGCUGAUAAAUAUUUGGGUUGACUCUGUAUCUCUGCUAU